Messenger RNA from Owenia fusiformis, 2495 nucleotides. Lineage: Eukaryota; Metazoa; Annelida; Polychaeta; Sabellida; Oweniidae. The record is from the annotation of a GenBank genome assembly.
AUGGAAAUUCGAAAUGUUUCCGGUAAAAGUGAAAAAAUUGCCAAUUAUGACGACUCCAACGAAUCCCAGGAUGGUGCUGUUGCACGAGGGAACUGGUCAGGAAAACUGGAGUUUUUGCUGUCUUGCCUAACAUUUGCUGUUGGACUAGGAAACAUAUGGCGAUUUCCGUACCUUUGCUACAGAAAUGGCGGUGGAGCAUUCUUGAUUCCAUAUUUGCUGUUCGUUGCCCUCUGUGCCAUGCCGUUAUUCUUUUUGGAAGUGGCGAUUGGGCAAUUUGGAAGUCUUAGUCCAAUAGCAACAUGGAAGCUGAGCCCAUUAUUCAAAGGUUUAGGAUACAGUAUGACCCUUCUUGCGUUUGUGGUAAAUAUUUACUACAACGUAAUCGUAGCCUGGACAAUCUACUUCAUCUUCGCUUCAUUUACUUGGACUCUUCCAUGGAGUACGUGUGGUAAUUCAUGGAACACGCCCCAAUGUAGCUUAAUAGGACAGGCCAACACUACAUCAAAUGGUACAGUUGACUAUCUACUCAAAAAUUUCACAGCGUACAAAAUAGGGAAUAUAAAUGUCUCAGUAGAUGUAGCUGAAAAUGGAAGCACUUUAGUGAACACUACUCUAAGACGAGUGUCUCCAAGUGAGGAAUAUUGGAGUCGUUAUGUCCUCAAUAUAACUGAAGGUAUUGAAGAUAUGGGUUCUGUCCAAUGGAAGUUGUUGCCUUGCCUUGCGGCGGCCUGGAUGGUAGUGUUUCUGUGUAUCAUCAAAGGCAUUAGGACAUCUGGCAAAGUGGUAUACUUCACGGCUACCUUUCCUUACCUAAUACUCACAAUCCUGUUGAUACGUGGUGUGACACUCCCUGGAGCAGCAGAUGGUCUGAAGUACUACCUCAUUCCCAAGUGGGAAAAACUUGGCAGCUUUAAGGUAUGGGGUGAAGCAGCUAUGCAAAUUUUCUAUUCUUCCGGUGUAGGUUGGGGUGCUGUUGGCACGAUGGCCAGCUACAACACGUUCAACAACAACUGUCACAGAGACUCUGUUUUAAUUCCAAUCAUGAAUGCUGGUACGAGUCUAUUCGCUGGUCUUGUGAUCUUCUCCAUUGUUGGAUUCAUGGCUCACGAAACUGGCGAGAGUAUUGAGAACGUCGUUACUCAAGGUCCUGGACUUGCUUUUGUUGUGUACCCAGAGGCUGUGACCAAACUCCCGGCUGCUCCUGUGUGGUCCGUGUUGUUUUUUACGAUGGUUCUGACAGUCGGCAUUGGUAGUCAGUUCACCUUGGUUCAAAGCAUAGCUGUCUCUGUUGUUGACGAGUUCAACUUGUCUAGCAGGAAAGUACUAGUAACAGCAAUUCUAUGUAUUGUAGAAUUUGUCCUGGGUUUACCAAUGAUAAUGCAAGGCGGCAUGUACGUGUUACAAGUGAUGGACUGGUACGCCGUUACAUUUGUUAUAAUGAUUGUAGCAUUUACAGAGUGCGUAGCAGUUGCUUGGAUAUAUGGCAUGAACCAGUUUUCCAGAGAUAUUGAGUUGAUGAUUGGUUUUAAACCAUGCCUUUGGUGGAAGAUGUGUUGGCGAUUCCUUACACCAGGUCUCGUAUUGUUCAUAUUUUGCUUCAUAAUCAUCACCCACGUACCCGUGACAUACGGGGAUUAUACGUAUCCUGACUGGGCAAUUGGUGUAGGAUGGAUACUGGCUGUUGUAUCAUUCGUACCAAUACCUGAAUACGCAUGCUAUCGAAUAUACAACACAGAUGCUAGUACUUUUGUACAACGUUUACGACUCCUGAGAAUGCCUGAACCAAGUUGGGGUCCAUCGCUUGAAAAAAAUAGAGAAUUGUAUAUCAGUACACUGGAUGAGAGAGUGAAACGACACGUUUUGGGACAAAUGGACUUGGAUACGGCCUCGAUACCACUUAAACAAUGACACAUCAGAAACACCAUUUUGAUUGAAAGAUUGUAUAUUGUGUAUACUGUUACCAUGGUCGUAAAAGGCUAGAACAUCAGGUUCUGUAAAAUAAAUUAAGCAUACCAGUCUUUAUGCUGAACUUUUCAUAUUGAAAACAAUGCCAUGCAUUUCUGAAAGCAUAAAACAUGACAUAGUCCAUCCAAAGAACAAAUGCAUGCGAUUGAGGCAUUUGUGACAAAGAAAUCAAAGGACCAGUUUUGCAUAUAAUUACAAUAAUAUAUAAUACUUUGAAAGUACUUUAUAAAGCACCAUUAACGUACAUUUUUUCAUGAAGAAAAUCGGUGCACUUUUUAAAGAUGAAAAAUAUGGAAUGCCCUAAAAACCUUUCGACCUUCGACCCGCACUUUCGAAGGUCGACCUAUUGGGUGUCCCAAAAGAACAGUUAAUAGGAGCUAUUUUUGCCGAUCUCGAAGAGCACUAGGGACAUUCUGCACGGGGUUCCAUUUUUUGGUUCGAGUUUAUGCGUAUGCUCACGAAUAGAGGUAUUUCAUUCCCAUGAUUCAAAUUGCUUUUCGAUGAUCGGUUGGGAUCGAUACCUUUUGUUG